Molecule: messenger RNA, 1851 nt
Organism: Aureobasidium musti
Lineage: Eukaryota; Fungi; Ascomycota; Dothideomycetes; Dothideales; Saccotheciaceae
Source: the annotation of a GenBank genome assembly
AUGGGUCUCCAGGGCGGCGAGGACCCUGAGAUCAGAAAGAUCACUGCUACUUGCAAGCACUUUGCUGGCUACGACAUUGAGUCAUGGAACGGUAACCUUCGCUACCAGAACGAUGUUCAGAUCCCCCAGCGUGAUUUGGUCGAGUACUACCUGCCUUCUUUCCGUUCGUGCGCCAGAGAUUCCAACGUUGGAGCCUUCAUGUGCACAUACAGUGCUCUGAACGGCGUUCCCACCUGUGCCGACCCCUGGCUUCUCAACGAUGUUCUCCGUGAGCACUGGGGCUGGACCAACGAGGAGCAGUGGGUCACCAGUGAUUGCGAUUCUAUCCAGAACAUUUUCCUGCCCCACAACUUCAGCGACACCCGCCAGGGAGCUGCUGCUGCUGCCCUCAACGCCGGUACUGACCUUGACUGCGGUACCUACUACCAGCACCACCUUCCUCUCGCAUAUGACCAGGGUCUUAUCAACCAGACCACUGUUGACCAGGCUCUGGUCCGUCUGUACACUUCGCUUGUUCGCACUGGUUACUUCGACGGUCCCAACGCCAUGUACAGAAACUUGACUUGGUCCGAUGUUGGUACUACCCAUGCUCAACAGCUCGCCCUCAGAGCUGCUGAAGAGGGUAUCACUCUCCUCAAGAACGACGGUCUUCUUCCCCUCUCAAUCUCCAACGGCACUAAGAUUGCCAUGAUCGGAAGCUGGGCCAAUGCUACUCAGCAGAUGCAGGGUAACUACUACGGUGUCCCAACCUACCUUCACAGCCCUCUGUACGCUGCCCAGCAGACCGGUGCUCAGGUCUUCUAUGCUCAGGGUCCUGGUGGCCAGGGCGACCCUACCACUGACCACUGGCUCCCCGUCUGGACUGCUGCUGAGAAGGCUGAUAUCAUCAUCUACGUCGGUGGUGUUGACAUCAGCGUUGAGGCUGAGGGUAUGGACCGCGAGGACAUCAACUGGACUGGCGCUCAGGUCGACAUCAUUGGCGAACUCGCCAUGUACGGCAAGCCUAUGAUUCUUGCCCAGAUGGGUGACCAGCUCGACAACACUCCUUUUGUCAACAACCCCAACAUCUCUGCUCUGAUCUGGGGUGGUUACCCUGGUCAGGAUGGUGGUGUCGCUCUUUUCAACAUCAUCACCGGAAAGACCGCACCUGCUGGUCGUCUCCCCGUCACCCAGUACCCCGCUCACUACAUCUCGGACAUCCCCAUGACCGACAUGACUCUCCGCCCCAACGAGACCACCGGCUCGCCCGGCAGAACCUACAAGUGGUACAACGGCACCGCCGUCUACGAGUUCGGUUACGGUAUGCACUACACCAAGUUCUCCGCCGAUAUCUCUCCCAUGUCCAAGUCUUCCUACGACAUUCCCUCCCUGCUUUCUGGCUGCAGCAGGACCUACAAGGACCGCUGUGCCUUUGAGAGCAUCUCUGUCAACGUCCACAACACCGGUAACGUCACCUCCGACUACGCCGCUCUCGGUUUCCUUGCUGGUCAGUUCGGACCUUCCCCUUACCCCAAGAAGUCUCUCGUCAACUACCAGCGUCUCCACAACAUUGCUGGCGGUGCAUCCCAGACCGCCACUUUGAACCUGACUCUUGGUUCCCUCGCUCGCAUUGACGACCACGGCAACACUUACCUCUACCCUGGUGACUAUGCUUUGAUGAUCGACACCAUGCCCGAGCUGACCAUGGUCAACUUCACCUUGACUGGCCAGCCCGCUUGUCUCGAUGAGUGGCCUCAGCCCCCAGCAGGUGGACCCACCAUUCCUCCUUCUGACUACUUCUACGGUGGUUACGGAAGCAGAGGCGAGUUCCCCGUCCUUGCUGCUUCUGAGGAACUUUACCCUGGAGCUUAG